Molecule: messenger RNA, 615 nt
Organism: Ostertagia ostertagi
Lineage: Eukaryota; Metazoa; Nematoda; Chromadorea; Rhabditida; Trichostrongylidae
Source: the annotation of a GenBank genome assembly
AUGAAGGCGUCGUUGUCGUUGGUUAGUCAUGUUGGAAGAAUCCUUCCAAGACGAAUGGCAGGUACUGGCCUUAUGGUACACCGGGACUCAGAUCACAACAACCCAAAGGUGAAGUUUGAAUUCAACGAGGAAAACAAGAAAAAACUGGACACUAUUAUUUCCAACUAUCCGGAGGGAUAUAAGGCCGCUGCGCUGAUUCCUGCUUUGGACCUUGCUCAACGUCAACAUGGAUGGCUUCCAAUUUCAGCAAUGCACGAGGUCGCACGAAUUCUCGAUGUCCCACGAAUGCGUGCGUAUGAAGUAGCAACUUUUUAUACCAUGUAUCCAUGUUGGGGAGACCACGAAGGAUGGCUUGUUCACGUUGGCGGAAGUGGAGUGCUUGGGAGCUUGCGUAAACGCUCCUAUGAUGCAGGCGAGUUAGCGAUUAACGAUGAUUUCUAUGAAGAUCUCACCGUUCAAGACGUGAAUGAUAUUUUGACUGACUUGAAAGAAGGUCGUCGUCCACAGCCAGGACCUCGUUCCGGACGCCUAGCUGCUGAGCCGAUGGGAAAACUGACAUCUUUAACGGAAGAGCCAAAAGGACCUGGUUUCGGACUCCAAGCCGCACUCAAAUAG